UAGUAGUAUCUUGGUUUGCAAAUUAAGAAGCCAAGUGAGCGAGUGGGAAGUGAGGUUGGUGGCUUCGAUGGGCAACGCGAUCGCCGGGAGGAAGAGGACGGCGAGGGUGAUGACGGUGGACGGGGCGACGUACAAGUACAGGCCGCCGGCGGUGGCCGGGGCGGCGCUGCGCGACCACCCGGGGUACCAGCUGCUGGAGUCGGAGGAGGUCAGGCGCCUCGGGAUGCGGGCGCGGCCGCUCGACGCCGACGCGCCGCUCAAGCCCGGGAAGCUCUACUUCCUCGUCGAGCUGCCCCGGCUCGCCGCGCGGGCGCCGCGGCGGACGUGGUCGGGCGCGCUCGUCCACGUCGGCGGCGGCGGGGGCGCCGGGGAGAGGCUGGAGAGCAUGAUGCUGUCGCGGCGGUCGGCGUCCGACGUGGCCGCGUCGCUCCUGGCGUCGCCGCUGUCGUCGUCGUCGGUGGAGGCCGGCGAGGGCGGCGCCGUGCGGCUGAGGAUGCGGCUGCCCAAGGCCGAGGUGGCGCGCCUCGUCAAGGAGAGCCGCGACGCCGCCGAGGCCGCCGAGAAGAUCAUGCAGCUCUGCGUCGCCAGGGACCACAGCUCCGCGCCGGCGACGCCCGUCCUGCGGCCGCGGCCGAUGCCAAUGCCGAUGCCGCUGCCGGCGCUCGUCUCGUCGGACAAGAAGAAGCUCGCCGAGAAGAAGCAGAAGAAGGCGAGGUUUGUGACGGACGUGCCUGACGAGAUCAUCGGGUUCUGAAACUUUUCUGGUGUUCAUCGCUGUAACCAACCAUGCGGCAAUGCAGAUGGAUCGCUGUAACGAGUGACACGAGAAGCUGCGAUGUGAAGAUGAAACUGGCUUCCUGUCUCUCCCAGUUAUAACCUGACGAUGAAACUUCUGUCAUCUCAUCUCAUCUGCAGCUGUAGCUAGCCUUAUCUGAAUAUGUCUGAAUUUGCUUGUCGUCAGAACGAGGUACGAACGAAUUAGUUGGAUGCUGGUGAUUGACUUUUGGUGUGUAGGGGAAAAAAAUAAAAAAGAGAGAGAGAGGGAGAGAGAUGGAAAGGAACAGAUGCAUGCUAAUUAAAGUGUUGUGUGUGUGAUCAUGGACUGCUCGGUGUACAUAUUAUUGUCUGGUUAGUGUGGAUCUCCCUUUCUUUUCUUU
Oryza brachyantha (malo sina) is the source of this 1157-nucleotide messenger RNA. RefSeq lists its product as uncharacterized. The coding region runs from base 68 to 754 and encodes 228 amino acids. The record is from RefSeq and is a predicted model, not a curated record. The transcript has 2 exons. Lineage: Eukaryota; Viridiplantae; Streptophyta; Magnoliopsida; Poales; Poaceae.